AUGCUGGCCUUGCGGCCAGGUGUUGGUGCUGCUCCAACGGCGAUCCCCAGCAGGGCGGUUGGCGAAAUCGUGAACACCGAGGCCGGCGGCACAGGCGCCACGCGUGACAUGGCAGCUCUGCUGGUGGAGGCGAACGCGGGUACCGAGCUGGACCAGUUGGAUGCCAUCGAGGUCGACAACGAGGACACCAGGGGCCCCCGGCAGUGCAUGGGCGUGCCGUGGGCCGCAGCCGGCCCGUGGGCGGCCUCCAUCGCGACUGCGUGGCUCUCGCGCUGCCCCGCCUGCCCAGAGGCCCGCGUGACGUGCGGGGCCUGCCCCGCGUGCCCUGCGGCGGCGGCCGCCGCCCCCUGCCCGGGCUGCCCGAGCUGCCCGGACUGCAGUCUGACCUGCGGGUCCGGGCCAGGCUGGUGGGCGGUCCUGGCCGCCUUGGUCGCCGGGCUCGCGGCUGGUGGCGGCCUCCGCGUGACGCUGGGCUGGGCUGCCCGAGUCGCCUCGCUCUUCGUCGGCGGGACCGACCCGCCGCCUGUGACCCUGCUCGUCGAGGCGCAGGUGUGCGUGAACUACGACGACGACGACAACUUUCGGUGGCACCACAGGGUGCUCCUCGAGCAGCUCAGCCCUGGCGUCUGGGUGGCGGCGACGCCCGACGGCGAGGUGCUGACGCUGGACCUCAGCAAGCACCUGGUCGUCCCGUUGCGUCGGGGGUCCGCGUUCCCGGUUCGGGUUCGUGGGCAGGUCUAUGCGUUCGGCGACCAGUCGGACGAGGACAUCGAGGCGCUGCGGGUGGAGGCGCGAGGCCUCGCCCUGGUCAUGGGCGUCUCGGCCCCAGCUGGGAUUGCUGGGGGCAUCGUGCCGCGCUGGAUCGUCUCGGACCCAGGCUCUCCCGAGUUUGGGCGCGAGCUGGACCUCCAGCUCAUCGGCAACCCGGAGCGGCUGAUCAGCCGCGACGCGGUGGGCAUCGCGAUGCUCAGCGAGGAGGAGGGCUGGGUCUCGGUCGAGAACGUGCAGCAGGCCGACGAGGAGGACUGGCGCGCCGAGAAGCGCCGAGGCCCAGGACGCGACCCGCGGAUCCUUCCGCUGGCGCGCCGGGGUCGGGGGGUCCAGGUGACGCUCGGGGAGGCGCUCGCGAAGAUGAACGCGGUCGACUUCGACGACUGGCCCUUUCGGGGGCCGAGGGCCCUGCCCGAGCUGCUGGCCGCCAUCCUGGCCACCGGGCUGACCCUCACGUCCUACUGGGGGUACUGGGUCUCGGAGUCGGGGGUGUCCCGGAACGCCGCGGAAGCCCAGGAGGUGCGGCGCGCGUUGAAUCAGCUGCACCACGCCGUGACGUACGACCUCGUGGACCCGUCGAACUUGGCGUCUCUGGAGCUCCUGGGGCGCCGAGUGCUGCAGAUCCAGCGUGCUGUGAAGAGGUGCCCGCGCCGCCCGAGUUUCGAGGGCCUCGGCCUGAUGUUGAGCAGCUCUCUGGACGAGAGCGGAGGCAUCGUGACGUCGCGGUUCGACGCGUUCGUGGCCGAGGAGCAGAAGUCGCAGGGCAUCAUUCUGAAGCAGGAGCGGAUGUACCGGGAGGAGCAGGAGUCGGAGGCGAAGAAGUACGAGAGGCAGGGCGACGACAGGGAGAGGGGCUCCAGGGCGGAUCCGAAGGGCAAGGCGAAGCCGAAGCCCAAGGCCGCCGCGAAGGAGUCGGUCAUCAAGCGAGUCCGACGUCGUAUCCGCGGGUUCGGCGACCGGCCGAAGGACAUGGACUGUGCUGGAGCCCUUCAGGAGCUCCUCAAGUGCAAGGAUCUUUACUCGAACAUGGGCGAGGCUUCUACUCGCCGCGACUAUGAUGCUGACAAGCUCAACGUGUUACGACGUGCGCCACAGGACCGGCCUCGUCAGCUUCGAGACGUUGCCCCUCGGCACGUCACCGAAGCGCUGGACCACUUCGACUCGGACGUCGUUCGCCCCGCGCCGAACAUCCCCGAGGACGAGGUCAUUGUCGAGCCGUACUGGGACCCUCUCCUCAACCCGCGGGACCCCCAGAACCGGCCACGUCUGGUCGACUUCCUUCGACGACUCGCUGCACGGGGCCUGGUGGAUGGCCGGGCGCGUCGGAAGGCGUGCGUCAGUACCUUCUUCGUCGCCAAGAAGAACGGCGACAUCCGCAUGGUCGUGGACGCUCGCCAGCCCAACCAGCUGCACAAGCUUCCCCCUCGGACUGUGCUCGCAUCGGGCGAGGCGCUGGGCUCGAUCAACUUGCUCGACGCCGUCGGCGCGAGCCCUGAGGACUUGGCGGAUUUCGACGGCUGCUAUGAGUCGCUCUGCGCAGGCUCCGUGGACCUCAUGGACGGGUUCUACCAGUUCGCCGACCCUUCGUGGGGCAGCUGGAUGUGCUUCGACGUGGAGGUCACCGCUGACGAGCUCGGGAUCGACUCGAUCUACGACGAGAAGCUCGGGCGCCGCGUGGCCGUAUCAGGCGACGACGUCAUCUGGCCCUGCUUCGCGGCGCUGCCCAUGGGCUGGAGCUGGGCGCUCUGGAUCUGCCACGAGGUUCUCGUCGAUGCGAUGGUCGAGGCGGGGCUCCCGAGCGACGGCUGGUGCCUUGACAAAGCCCGGGCGCCGACUCUCGUCGGACAGGCUGUCGUCAGGGCCCCGUACGUCGACAAUGGGAAUCUUGUGUCGCUCAGCGCGCCGGCGCUCAACGACCGGCUGGACAAGCUCACCGCUGAGCUGGGCCGUCGUGGGCUUCGCUGGCACGAGCUCGAGCGCGCGCAGCCCGGCCUUGUCAUCUUGGGGCUGGUGCUCGACGGGCGCGAGGGCCGACUUCGGCACACCGCCAAGCGCGCCUGGAGGCUCUACCUGGCUCUGCACCACGUGCUUCGGAUACCGUGGCUCGCCCGCUGGCAGGUGCGACGGAUCGUCGGCCAUCUGGUGCGCUACUUCUCCGUCGUGCGCCCCGGGCUCAGCGUGCUGGGGGCCUGCUACACGUUCAUCGGAGACGGCGACCUGUCCACUGUCGUGCGCUUGCCUGGAGAUGUUCUCGGUGAGCUCGCAGUCGCUGCAGGGCUCGUCUUCCUCGGCGAAGUGGACUUGUGCCGCGUGCCGUCCGACAUCGCCUUCACGACCGACAGCUCGCUGCGAGGCUACGCCGUCUGCGAAGCCCGGCUGGAGCCCUGGGAGGUGCUGGCGGCCACCAGAUGGCGGGAGCGCCAGCGGUUCGUUGCCACCGAGCCCGAGGUUGCGCCUGACGACGAGCAGUACGAAGGACGGGCCGCCGGCUUCUGUGACAUCUCCGAGCCACUGCCCGUCGAGCUGCCGCCCCGGCUGCGGCGCGCCGUGGCCAAGAGGCGCCGGGUCGAGUUGGAGAUCGGCGUCCCGCCCGAGCCGUUGGCCGACGCUCUGCUGGAUGCUGGCCGCUGGGUGGAGCGCCGCCGUGGCGCGUGGCGCCGGCCAGGGCGUAUCCACGCCCUCGAGGCGCGCGCCGCUGUCGCACCGCUAUGGAGAGCGGCAGCCGAUGUCAACUUCCACGGGAAGGAGAUCCUCAGCCUGUGCGACAACAUGUCGUCGGUCCUCGCCUUCGAGAAGGGCAGGGCCACCAAUUUUGAGCUCCUGGCACAGUGUCGCCGGGCUGCGGCCGUCUGCUUCGGGUGCGAGAUCCGCUGGCGCCCGAGGCACGUGCCUGGCAUCUACAACGUCGCGGACCACGGGAGCCGGGCGGCUGACCGGGGUGAGCUCCUCCCCGGACGCUACCGCGGGCGUGGCGCCCUGUCGGCGCCCACCAGCGGCAGCCGCCGACUGCCCGUGGUCCCGCCAGCCGCGGGCAAGGCCGAGGCCUCGCCGACCACGGCUGUCGAGUUUGAGAUCGGCAUCAAGAUGAAGUCUCGAAAGUACUCCCCAACGAGCGACCCCGACAAGAUCGACAUGAGCAUGCUCGAAACCUACCUGUUGCACUCGAGCCUCCUGGAGUUCCUCUACGGGGCCCACAUGUACACCUUGGGGCGCGCGAAGAUCCUCAACGGGACCCUCCUGAGCGCCCUCGGCCUCUUGCGGUUCUACAACGGGGCCCACCUGUACGUCUUGGGCCACACGAAGAGCCUCAACGGGCACUGGCUAAGCGCCCUCGGCCUCCCGAAGUUCUCCGACGGGCAUCUCGUUGAACAUUGGCUCAAAUCGGGAGAAGUCUGGUGGGUCCACCUUGGCCUGCCCUGCACGAGGUGGGUGCCAGUCGGGGGCGCGCGCGAUCCAGCGCCGGCGGACCGCACGCUUGUGGCGUUCACAGUCCGUGUCGUGCGACUCUGCCGGUCCCUGGGGAUCUUCGUCACUUUCGAGAACCCGCCUGCGAGCCGUGUCUGGAGGUGGCCCGCGUUGGAGCGAGAGCUGCAGCGCCUUGCCUGGCCGAAGGUGCUGUUCGACUCGUGCAGGUUCGGCGCGCCCUUCAAGAAGCCAGGUGCGAUCGCCGGGAGCCUUCCCGGGCUGGGCCAUCUUGCACUGCGCUGCUGUUGCGCUUGCCGCCAUAGGGUUGAGCUGCAAGGCAAGGUCCGGCAUCCGACGCGGGGCUGGACGUGGCGGACGACUCUGGCCGGGGCUUACCUACCCAGCUGGCGCCGCCUGCUGGUCUCGUUGGCCGGCCCAGACGCCCCUCAGAGUGCUUUCGGGCGCUCGACCCAGGAUGACCUCCAGGCUCGGGCUCACGCGCUGGCAAGCGCGGCCGGGGUCGCCGAGCUCCGCGGAGUCACGGCAGACGUCGAUGCAGGCGCCGACUCAGCCGUGCUGACGCCCAGGCGGGCAGGCCGGAGCCAACGUGACCCUGUCCCUCGUCCAGUGGCCGUGGCCGCCCGGCGCCGCCGGGCGCAGGCUGCCGCGCGUGGAGACGUCGCUGCUGGUCAGCGGCAGGCCGCCCCCGGAGAGUACCUCCGCCUGGCCUCGCUGCGGCCAGCCACGGUCGACAGCUACACGUCCGCCGUGAUCGAGCUGACCGACUACGCCAACCGCCGGGGCCUGCUGCUGACCACGCCGGAGCUGGCCGACGAGACGCUCAACUUGUACUUCGAAGACUUGUUCUUUGCAGGUGAGCCCCAGUACCUGGCUCGUAACGCGUUGUAUGGGCUCUGCAAAGUUCGAGGAUGGUCUGCUAGCCGACCUCGCUUCCAUAAGGCCAAAGAUGCUCUAACUGGUUGGUCGGCAAAACUGCCGACUACGCCGCGAGAGCCGCCGCCGUUCGAAGCCGUCCAGCUGACCUGUGCCGUGCUCGACAACGGGACCACGUCUGACCUACUGGCGUGCCUGGCCUCCGUGACGGGGUUUGACAUGUACUUCCGGCCAGGCGAGUUGCUCGCCAUCAAACCAGAGCACGUCUUCGGCUCUCGUACGUCGGGCAGGGCUUCCGACAUCACCGUCGUCGUGGCACCGCUAGGCGACGACAAGCCAGCCAAGAACAAAGAUUUUGACUGUACGGUGAAAGCCGGCACCGACUUGCCAGCGGAGAAGGAUAGUGCGGCCACGGCCGCAGCGACCUUCGAUGAGGCUGGCAUCCGGUGUGCGAAGCAGCUUCCAGAGGUAUUCCGUGAACGCCGCCGGCAUCGCCCUUCGAAGCUCCCGCGGUGUCAGGAGCUGGGGGAAUUCGCUCUGAUGGCCGUUCAUUCGAUCCCCGCCUGCACCCACGCCAAGGUGGCAACUCAGUGGUCGCGGAUCCCGAACGCCUCCCCAGAGGGCCAUUCGGCGACGGUCGAACAGCAUCGGCAGCUCGCGGACAUGCUGGAGAAAGAAGGCACGCAGGCGUCGAGGUCUGGCGUGCUUUGCGAUCUCGCUCGAGGCGCCCGCGCGACUCCUGCGACCCUGUCCCCGCUGACGCGGAUGAUCCAGAUCCCCGCGGUGACCUCCCUGUGGGUUGACUUUCCCGCUGAGCUCCUCUCCGCGCUCCUGCUCAGGAUGGCGGGCCCGGAGAUUCACGCCAAUCCUGCGUCGCUGCUUCGGAAUACAUCUCUUAUGAACUACAUCGCGGAGAUCCGCGUGAACGGAGAACUCGGGGGCGCCGACGAGGUUCGGGUGGUGUUCAACGCGCUCCAUUGGCUGAUUAUUCAAGCGGGGGUCGACUACGUGGCCAUCACCGUCACCAGCGACUUCCACGAUGCUGGGCUCAUCUCGGGAAACAGUUCACCGCGCGGCCUCGAUGGCAGAUUCUGCUCCCCGGCCGCGCCGCUGUCUUACGUCUGCGCGGAAGACGUCGACGUGGCAGGUCUCUCCCUUCUCGGCCGGUUUCCCAGCUUCGCCGACCGACGAGAUGCUCUGCGCCGGCGCAUCGCGCAGCACGUCCUGCCCAAGGAUCGGGAACUCGCGUUGUUUGGGGGCGACUUCAACUACGCGGCCGCUCCCGACGACUGUCGCUGCAUCAACGCCGGCGUUGCGACGGGCGCGCGGGGCCGCGGGCUGACGUGCCUCAAGAAGGCGAUGCGGACCGCUGCCCGCGACUUGCUUUUCUCGGCGCCCCCUGUGGAGGAUGCCGCGGCACUCGAGGACAGAGUUGGCGUCGCCAUGAGGUUUCGUCGCUCCUCGGAGGCAGGAUCGGCGACUGGGGUGAGACAGUGCAUUCUCCGGUGCCCGCUCCCCAAAGACCUCGCGGGCAAUCCGCGUGACUUCGAUUCGCCCUUUGGUUGGCGUCUCCGCCGCGUGAGGCAGCACGUCGCAGAGCUUGCUCGCGAUCGCUUUGUGUCCGAGCUGCGGCAGCUGCGCGAGGGCAUCGAAGGCUCGUCCGAUGAGCAAGCCACGCGCCGUCGGCAGCGGAACCGCAGGUUUCUUACUCGCGGCAUCCACGCUGCUUCUAAACAGCUUCGCCACGUCCUCGGCUAUGCAGCCUCGUUCGAGACCUUCGAACAAGCCGCCGUCACCACGAACAACAGCUCGCCAGGGCCCGACGACAUUCCUUUCAAAGCAUGGCGCAAGCUUAGGAGAUUUGAUGCGGAGGCUCUCUACGACGCUUUCUGCGCAUUUCCAUUGAACAUCACCGACGUCCGCAUUCACAUCGAGCCAGAGGCGCCCCAGGGAUCUUUCAAUCUCAGCGCGGAUCUCUUCGCGGCCGACCGAUGCUGGCCAGUGCGCGUGCAGCCCCCAGCAGAGGCCCUUAAUUGGAGCGACUUCACAAUUCGUCGUUCUGCGACCUACCUAGGUUUCGCUGGCCUCUUGUUGGCGCUUUUGGCUUACCGCACCUACAUAUUCCCGGUUCUCGGCUUCGUGCUUCAGCUCGACCGCGCCCCCGCUCCGUGGGAUGACUACGAGCAACAGGCGCGCGCGAUCCUCUUCCCAGGUCCGCGGUGCUGGGCCCCUCCCGCGGCGCUGCGGAGCCUGCGCGCCCUCGGAUUCCAGAGUGCGUUCCUGGGCGCCCGCGCAACGGCUGCGGCAGCGAAGCGCCGGGUCUACUAG
Messenger RNA from Prorocentrum cordatum, 7398 nucleotides. The record is from the annotation of a GenBank genome assembly. NCBI's taxonomy places the organism in Eukaryota, Dinophyceae, Prorocentrales, Prorocentraceae.